AUGGAUGUGUCUGAUCUCGUGAAAUUAAAGCCCGAUACUUUGCAGGUGGUUCUUCAAGAAAUCGGUUUGGGCAAGCCUGGUGAAAUAGAAGAUGCUAUUGAAAAACUCAAGGAGUGGAUACAUCAGCAACCACAUUUUAAGAAACGGGACUAUCAUGAGCACUUUCUCAAAACCACGAUCAUCAUGUCAGGUUCACUAGAGCGCGCGAAGAAGCAAAUUGAAAAAAUGUGUACGAUGAGAACAUUUUGUCCAAAAAUCUUUGGAGUCCAGAACGUUAAAAAGGAAUUUUCUUAUAUACUCGAACAUGGGUCUUUUAUAACAAUGCCCGAAAUCACCGACCAAAACCAGAGAGUUUUUAUCGCUAGCGUUCACGGAAAAAUAUCUAAUUCUUCGCAACUAACAGAUUUUUAUCGAUAUGGAUUUUGCUUUGGCGAAUAUCUGAAAAGACACGACUGCAUUGGAAAAUAUCACUACAUUUUUGAUCUUAGACAAGCAAACAUGAUGGAAUUAUUAGCUGUCAGCAAUCCACUUGAAAUGAAGCAGAGCUUCACGAUUCUAACGGAAUGCUAUGGAGUUAAAAUCAAAGGGAUUCACUUCGUAACAAAAUCGAAACUCAUCGAAUCCUUCUUCACAAUACUGAAACAGUUUUUGAAACCAAAGAUGGUUCAACGUCUACAUCACCACAGCAGUACUGAUACCCUGGUCGAGAUCAUGGGAGAGAAGUUCCUCCCGAGUGAUUUGGGUGGCACUGGUCCGUCAACUCGGGAACUUCACAACAAAUGGGUGGAAGCAUUAUCUUCCGAGGAAAGCACGAAAUUUUUCCAAGAGAUGAACGAAGCUCUCAUCGACGAAAGCCUAAGAUCCACUUUUGAAUUAAGCGAGGAAUAUGCUGGGAUGGCCGGCAGCUUCAGAACCCUCACCGUAGAUUAA
Messenger RNA from Leptosia nina, 930 nucleotides. The record is from the annotation of a GenBank genome assembly. NCBI's taxonomy places the organism in Eukaryota, Metazoa, Arthropoda, Insecta, Lepidoptera, Pieridae.